Messenger RNA from Penicillium canescens, 1605 nucleotides. RefSeq names its product MFS general substrate transporter. Bases 1 to 1605 code for a protein of 534 amino acids. Lineage: Eukaryota; Fungi; Ascomycota; Eurotiomycetes; Eurotiales; Aspergillaceae. The record is from RefSeq and is a predicted model, not a curated record. Gene Ontology annotation, biological process: transmembrane transport; spermine transport; spermidine transport. The transcript is spliced from 5 exons. Gene Ontology annotation, molecular function: spermidine transmembrane transporter activity; spermine transmembrane transporter activity.
AUGGAUACACACACCGACCUUCCUUUUAGUGGCACAGACGACAAGUUGGGGAUAACGGUUCUGGUGGAACCAGAAACCCCAUCACCCAUCUCCCUCUCUUCUAGUGAACAUGCCCUCCACUCUAGUGAUACUACCCUCCAUUCUAGUGACUCCACUCUCUGGGAUAUCCACUUAGUACAGCACGCAAAAGUCGCCUCCCAACCUGCUAACUAUAGCGCUCGCCAGUGGGGCAUUGCUACCAAAGUCCUGAUCUCUAUAGUUGCAAUUGCCUCGUUCUUUGAGAUCACCCUGGCAAAUUCGAUCUACAUUGCUGGCAUUCCAGGCAUUAGAGCAGAGUUCCAGAUUGGAUCUACCUUGGCUAUAUCCCCUGUUACCCUGUAUGCUAUGGGAUUUACCAUUGGUCCUCUUCUCUCCUCGGCGUUGUCAGAGGAGUUUGGGAGACAGUGGGCUAUUAAAUGCUCUCUGCUUCUUUACCUCGUCUUCACUAUCGUCUGUACCACGGCGUCAAACUUUCGAACUCUGGCCGUUGCCGGUGCCAUUUCGGGAAUUUUUGGCUCUCCGUUGGUGACCAUAUUCGUGGGAGUCUUGAAUGAUUUCUGGAAAAUGCCUGAGGACCGUAUCGCUGCACCAACAGUUGGGCGUAUCAUCGGACAGUCCGUUGUGGACGCUGGCGGAUGGCGGUGGACCUUUCGGCUGAUAGCCGUACUGGCCAGUGUCUGCUUUCUCGCAGCCCUUCCCAUCGCAGAGACCUACGAGCCAGAGGUGCGGAGGAAGGCGAUCGGUUCCCCUCGCCAUGACUGGCGCAAGGUCGUAGGUCCCGCCCUCCUACGCCCACUCCAUAUGCUCUGGGUGGAGCCUAUCAUAUUCCCCACUACCUCUAUUACUGUUGCGGGCCAGCUCGUGCUUUUCGUUUUCUACGCAGCGUUCCCGAUCAUGUUGAACGAGGUCUAUGGAUUCUCCCCAUACCAGACGGGGCUGGCCUUCUUAGCCCAACUGGCAGCAGGCUUUGUAGCCUUCCCGGUGAUGGGAUUUGUUGAAAAAAAAAGACAAGGCAGACAAGGCUCCGUGGAAAAAGACCCGGAAUACAUUCUUGUCGGCGGCAAGUUAGCGGGUACCGCCGAUGUGGAGUUCUCUCUUAACGUAAGCAUUGGAUACUGCUUUGCCAUUCCCUUCCCAAAUUCGGAAAUCUCGCGUUAUCAAAUGAAACUUGCUCAUAGUCUCGCGUGGCUGCCACGUCACAAUGUUCAUUGGACCUGGGUGAUUCUAGCGUCUGCAGUUUUCGGAUUUGGUUUUGCCUUACCACAGUUGGUUUAUGCACGCUACAAAAACGAAGUGCAUGGUGCCGAGCUCGGUGCUUCUGUCCUCGCAGUAGACGUGUCUAUGCUAUAUGGGGUGUCCUGUGUUUUCCCCCUAUUCACCAUCCAGUUUAUGGAGCGUGUAGGGUUUCACUGGAUGAUAUCUCUGUUAGCGGGUCUACAUCUGGCUCUAUCGAGUAUUCCAUGGGCCUUACAAAAGCACGGUGCAGCCGUACGCGCAAGGAGCCACUAUCUGAACUGCCACUCUCGCCCGUACGAACAUGCAGUGAAGGGCAUUCAGACAGCCUAA